Bombina bombina (fire-bellied toad) is the source of this 939-nucleotide messenger RNA. Its product is annotated as oocyte zinc finger protein XlCOF26-like. The record is from RefSeq and is a predicted model, not a curated record. The annotation marks the transcript as partial. Lineage: Eukaryota; Metazoa; Chordata; Amphibia; Anura; Bombinatoridae. Gene Ontology annotation, molecular function: RNA polymerase II cis-regulatory region sequence-specific DNA binding; DNA-binding transcription factor activity, RNA polymerase II-specific. Gene Ontology annotation, biological process: regulation of transcription by RNA polymerase II. The transcript has 6 exons.
AUGUCAGAUGAAGAUAACGCUGAUAUAAUUAAAUUUGAGAUAACAGAAGAUCUGUGUGUGACACGUCAGUUUGGAGCCCAGAAUCAGGAAACCAAUGACAGUAUCAGCUCAGGUGAUAAUAAGACUGAUGUUACACUAAAUGCUGAACAGACAAAUGAUCUGUAUGUAAAGAGUGGACUAGAAGCUAUGAAUAAGGAAAUCGGCGGCAAUAUCAGUACAGGUGAUGUUAAGACUGAAGUCACACUUACUGCCGAACAAAAAGUUGAUCUGUUUGUAAAGAGUCAACUGGAAGCUGUGAAGCAGGAAAUCUAUGACAAUAUCAGUACAGGUCAUAUGGAUGUGACGCCUUCAGGUGGCUCAGCGGUUGAACACAGGGAAGUACCGUAUGAGUGUGAUCAGGUGAAGACUGAGGGGGAUGAAGUUCCUAUAAAUACGGCUACAGGUGAAUUUACAAACAGCAGUAAUCCUAGCCAUGGUGAAAAUACAGAUACUUGUUUCAAUCAUCUUGAAAUUCAACAACGCAACAUGGGAAAUAUAUGUUCUGAAUGUGGGAAAAUGUUUACCCGGAAUUCAAAUCGUUUAAGACAUCAGAAAAUUCAUACAGGAGAGAAAGCAUUUUCAUGUUCUGAAUGUGGAAAAUGUUUUACUCGGAAAUCAUAUCUUAUUACACAUCAGAAAAUGCAUACAGGAGAGAAAGCAUUUUCAUGUUCUCAAUGUGGGAAGUGUUUUACUGAGAAAUCAAAUCUUGCUACACAUCAGAAAAUUCAUACAGGAGAGAAAGCAUUUUCAUGUUUUGAAUGUGGAAAAUGUUUUGUUCAGAAAUCAACUCUUAUUGCACAUCAGAAAACUCAUACAGGAGAGAAAGCAUUUUCAUGUUCUGAAUGUGGAAAAUGUUUUACUCGGAAAUCAUAUAUUAUUACACAUCAGAAAAUGCAUACA